Thunnus maccoyii (southern bluefin tuna) is the source of this 2063-nucleotide messenger RNA. RefSeq names its product cadherin-related family member 1a (gene cdhr1a). Gene Ontology annotation, biological process: homophilic cell-cell adhesion. Bases 18 to 2048 code for a protein of 676 amino acids. The transcript has 11 exons. Gene Ontology annotation, cellular component: plasma membrane. NCBI's taxonomy places the organism in Eukaryota, Metazoa, Chordata, Actinopteri, Scombriformes, Scombridae. Gene Ontology annotation, molecular function: calcium ion binding. The record is from RefSeq and is a predicted model, not a curated record.
CAGUCAGUGGUGAUAAUAUGCCAAGAAACAUAGUAAUGAUCCAACAAAAAGUAGGGAAAAAUGAAUGGAAAACAAUGCAGGAUGGUGGUGGGAAUUUCAAUGGAAAGGAGCAAUUUCUGUCUUCUUCUGCUACACUGACAAUCAAUGUGAUAGAUGAACAAGACACGCCGCCAUCUUUUAUUGGGACACCCUACUUUGGCUACGUUUAUGAAAUCUCAGUGCCAGGAUCUGAAAUAUUCACUGUUGUCGCAAAAGAUGGUGAUGUGGGAAACCCAAAUCCAAUCCAUUACUCCUUUGACGAUGGCGAUGAUGGUGCUUUUAGCAUCAACAAAACAAGCGGCUGUAUCACCCUGCUGACUCUUCCCAUUUUUCUGAAAAGAGAGAUCUUUAACAUUAAAGUCAAGGCAUCAGAAGUAAGUCCUGAAGGCAGACUCAUGGACUAUGGGAUGGCCACGGUAGUGAUCCGGGUGGUGGACCUGAACAAUAAUCCACCUACUUUCUAUGGAGAGAACGGCCCACAAAGCAUGUUUGAGUUGACCAUGUAUGAGCAUCCACCAGAAGGAGAGAUACUCCGGGGGCUGAAAAUCACCGUCAAUGACUCUGAUCAGGGCGCUAACGCUAAAUUCAACCUGAGACUGAUUGGACCGGGACGAAUGCUGCGAGUCGUCCCUCAGACUGUGCUCAAUGAGGCCCAAGUCACAAUCUUAGUGGAAGACUCUGCAGCCAUGGACUAUGAGAAAAACCAUUUUCUCACAUACAAGCUUCUUGCAGUUGAGAUCGAUACACCAGAGAGAUUCAGCGCCACAGCAGACAUUGUCAUCCACCUCCUGGACACCAAUGACAACGCACCCAAAUUCUCCUCUGAUUACUACAUAGCCAGAAUUCCAGAAAACUCACCCGGUGGCUCCAAUGUCGUGUCAGUCACGGCAACAGACCCAGAUUCAGGACCUUGGGGUGAAGUGAAGUACUCUAUCUAUGGAUCAGGGGCUGACCUGUUCUUUAUCCAGUCUGCAUCUGGGAUCAUCUACACACAGCCAUGGGCAAGCCUGGACGCAGAAGUGAAGUCCAAGUAUAACUUCUAUGUGAAGGCAGAAGAUGCAGAGGGAAAGUACAGCCUGGCUGAGGUCUUUGUGACUGUGUUGGACCUGAAUGACCAUCCACCUGCGUUCAAUGACAACUUCCUGGAGAAGACCAUGGUGAUUGGAGCACCGGUGAAAAUAGAGGCUGUAGACGAUGAUGCAGAAGUACCCAACAAUGUUAUCGAGUACGCCAUCAUGAAAGCCGAGCCAGACAACAACAUCUUUGACAUCGACGCUGACACGGGGGAGAUCAUGCUAAAGUCCUACAUCAAGUCCAUGGCCAUCAUUCAGAACAUCACCAAGCAGAGGGACUGCACCUGGUCGCUGGUGGUGCAGGCCAGAGACCGAGGCCAGCCGUCCUUCAGCACCACUGCAGUCGUCAAGAUCGACAUCACUGAAGCUACCCAACUCAAAGGGGGGCCUUUGGGAUCAUUUUUAAUGCAGAAUAGAAACAAGCCAUUGCAAAUCCUAGGCAUGCUUGCUGGUGUCAUUAGUCUCAUGGUCAUUGUCACGGUCAUGAUCUCCACUGCAACAUUCAUGCGCAACAAAAAGUCCAACCGGAUCCUUCCCAACCGCCGCGUGAGGAGGAGGCCACGAAAACAGCACACCUGGAACAUCAAAAACCCCUUCAAGAAACCAGAAAGACCUGAAGAGAAAUUCCGAGUUAAAGAGGAGGAGCAGGAGCCAGAGCCGCAGCCAGAGGUCAUCGUGGAGAAUGUCAACUACAACAACAAUGUCACCAAUGUUGUGAGGCACUGGCCCCCGCCACCCAGCGCCCCGAGUCUGCCCCCUGCACCACCACCCUACAUCCCAGGGGAGAGGCAGUGGGCGGUACCCACCGUAUCCGCUGCUGUGGCAGCUAAGCCUAAAAAGAAGCCAGUGAUAACCAGACAGGACACUGUGAACAAAGCGCUGGUUUCAGAGCUCAAGAUGAGACUGGAGCAGAAGAGGAUGCUGAAACAUUCAUAGUGCUAUAUUGUAUGA